Messenger RNA from Sceloporus undulatus (fence lizard), 2885 nucleotides. It is a transcript of the gene TBC1D12, whose product is annotated as TBC1 domain family member 12. NCBI's taxonomy places the organism in Eukaryota, Metazoa, Chordata, Lepidosauria, Squamata, Phrynosomatidae. Bases 80 to 1294 code for a protein of 404 amino acids. The record is from RefSeq and is a predicted model, not a curated record. The transcript has 12 exons.
GGGUCAGGCGGCUGGGGGGCCUCGCAGGGUCCAGCUUGGCCGAGUUCUUCACCAGGAAUAUGAAGCAAGAACUGGAAAAAUGUGUAAACCUGCACCCCACACAAUGAGACGUAGAAACUUUGAAUUUGAGCCACUUUCAACUACUGCUCUUAUUUUGGAGGAUCGACCAUCGAAUCUUCCUGCUAAAUCUGUAGAAGAGGCUUUACGUCACAGACAAGAAUAUGAUGAAAUGGUGGCAGAAGCCAAAAAGAGAGAAAUUAAGGAAGCACACAGAAGAAAGAAAAUAAUGAAAGAACGCUUCAAACAAGAAGAGAGUAUUGCUAGUGCCAUGGUGAUUUGGGUCAAUGAAAUACUGCCUAAUUGGGAGAACAUGCGUUCCACAAGAAAAGUUAGAGAACUGUGGUGGCAAGGGUUGCCUCCCAGUGUUCGGGGGAGAGUUUGGAGUCUUGCUGUAGGAAACGAACUGAAUAUCACUCCUGAACUCUAUGAAAUCUUCUUAUCUAGAGCCAAGGAGCGAUGGAAGACGUUUGGGGGGACUGCUGCUGAGAAUGAUACAGAAGAUGCUGGAAUAUCAGUUGCUGAUCGGGAGGCUAGUUUGGAGCUAAUAAAAUUGGAUAUAUCCCGCACAUUUCCAUCCCUCUAUAUUUUUCAAAAGGGGGGCCCUUAUCAUGAUCUUUUGCACAGUGUCCUGGGAGCAUAUACAUGUUACAGACCUGAUGUAGGAUAUGUCCAGGGAAUGUCCUUUAUUGCUGCAGUCCUUAUUCUCAAUCUGGAAGAGGCAGAUGCUUUUAUUGCCUUUGCAAACCUGCUGAAUAAGCCAUGCCAACUGGCGUUUUUCCGUGUAGAUCACAGCAUGAUGCUGAAAUACUUUGCAGCUUUUGAAGUAUUUUUUGAAGAAAACCUGCCCAAAUUGUUUCAUCACUUUAAAUCCUAUAAUCUUACCCCUGACAUAUACUUGAUAGAUUGGAUCUUCACCUUGUACAGCAAGUCACUACCCCUUGAUCUGGCUUGUCGAGUCUGGGAUGUGUUUUGUAGAGAUGGAGAAGAAUUUUUGUUUAGAACUGGAUUAGGAAUUCUUAGGUUAUAUGAAGAUAUCCUCCUGCAGAUGGACUUUAUUCAUAUAGCACAGUUUCUAACAAAACUACCUGAGGACAUCACAUCAGAGAAGCUCUUUGCUUGUAUUACAUCAAUCCAGAUGCAAAAUAGUAACAAAAAAUGGGCUCAGGUGUUUGCCUCGUUAAUGAAGGAUAGUAAAGAAGGAGACAAGAACCAUAGUCCAGCACUAAAAAGUUAACUUCAAGUUUAAUUGGAAUAAUUAAAAAACCACUUGAUUGUUAAAGGAUUAUAACAUCUUCUCAAUGAAAACCACUAAGGAGAAACAGCUUGGGAAACUUAAGGAAGAGACAGUAUUUGACUGAAUGCAGUGGUGGGAAUUUGACAGUCUUCACUCUGCUGCCAGUAUUAAAGAGCUUUUUGUGGGAAGAUUCCUUUUCACAGGAAGCAAAACAAUAAAAACUUGUGAAACUGAGAAAAUGGCUAAUGCAUAUUUAAUAUUUAAAGAUGAAUGCAAUAAAAUUUGUAAUAACUUUUGUUGGUACUUAAAAUUUUGAGGGAUAUCUUUUUUUAUGAUUACCACAGAGGCACUUUUGGGAGGAGGGCUGGUGUUUAAAGUAAGGCCCAAAAACUGCUACCUGAACCAAACAUUUUGGUACAAAUACCUCCAAAAUUAACCAGUGACAUCCUUAGGACCAAAUAAGUUUCUGUUUUGUUUUGGUAUACACACUUGCCAGAUAAUAGGAGGCUUUAUGUAUGUUUUGCUAAGCUCCUUUUAAACAGCAGCGCCACUCUUCAGCUAAGUGAAUGUAUCUAAUCUAGAACUGAUGAAGCUGCACCCAGUUGUGCUGCAAAGUCAUUGGUAAAAAGUCUAAAGGUGGCAGUGGUCAAGCAAACUAUUUGGGGUAGGUAGCGUGCUUGUAUAUACAAAUAAUGGUUUUUAAGUACUUGGUGGGCAGCUUUGUUACAGAAAAAUUGGAUUUAUAUUCCAUGAAAUUCAGAUGAAUUUUUGUUUUUUUGUUUUUUAAAAUCACAGUGACUUAUACUUGAUUAUAAACACUAGUAUAAUUAAUAAGCUAGUGGCAAGUCCUUUUGCACAUUUUAAGCAAUGUUAAUAUUGGAAGUUUUGAGUCCCUGUAUAGUAAAAGCUUUUUUUUCUCAUUUAAACUCAAAGUUCAGUAGUUUUGAACCACAGCGUGUACAAUAAUGGAUACCCCCAAAUGCAUACUGUCAGUCCAUUAUCUAUCAGCAUCAUACUGUAAAGGUAAAACCUGGAAGUUUGUCAGCUUCCUUUACACUCCGAAACUUUUUAAAAUGGCUUUUGAACUGGAGGGAGAUUGAAAAGGAUACCUCUUAAGCUCUCUGAACAGCUAAUGUUGCUCUAAGUCCAUUUUGAUAGUAUUAAUGUAAAUAAAAUUGCAUUAUGAUUUUUUGUAUCUGGUCCCUAUAUGUACAAAUGAAGUCAAUGUCAUCAUUGCAUUAAAUAAAAAAAAAAGAACAGAGUGAGACUGCUUUAGUCAUCGAGGGUUAAAAGAAGUUGCAGAACCUGUUUUAAAGAUUUGGCUUGCAGUACAUUGUAAUACUUGCGUUACUAUUAGAUUUAAAGCUACAUUUUAAUAUUACUUACAGCAUACAAUUUGAAGUUGAACUGUCUGUUUUUCCAUAUGUAUUUACUUACUUGGUUCCCGUGUAUGUCCGCUAUUUGGGUUCUCUUGUACAGUUUUCUUACUUUUCAAGUAUAAACAUGUAUAUACAUUGUAAAUAGAAGGGAUUUAGCCUUCUUCCAAGACCACUAGUAACAAUUCCUAUGUAAAUAAAACUUGUAAGCAGAA